Messenger RNA from Toxotes jaculatrix (banded archerfish), 957 nucleotides. It is a transcript of the gene rem2, whose product is annotated as RAS (RAD and GEM)-like GTP binding 2. The transcript is spliced from 5 exons. The record is from RefSeq and is a predicted model, not a curated record. Bases 34 to 957 code for a protein of 307 amino acids. NCBI's taxonomy places the organism in Eukaryota, Metazoa, Chordata, Actinopteri, Toxotidae. Gene Ontology annotation, molecular function: GTP binding; GTPase activity; calcium channel regulator activity. Gene Ontology annotation, cellular component: plasma membrane.
UUGUUCCAAUAAAGAGAAGACUUAUCGAUAACCAUGGCUGACCAGUAUAGUAUGUUUCUCACCACGGCGCCCCCCCUCCGGCGAGGAAGCACACCCCUACCUGUCAAACAUCAGCUGCGGAGGGAAGAGGCCGUAUCCGAGGACUGCGAUUGGAUCCCGGGCUUGGAUGAGCCUGCCACGUUGCCUAUUAGUGACACAGCGGUGCCUCGGGAUGAGUCCUUCAGCCAAUCGGCAGCCGCCCAGUCGGCUUACCACAGCCACGGCGGGGCAUUGAGAAUAGUGCUCCUGGGACAGAAUGGCGUGGGCAAGUCAUCGCUGGCCUUAUCUCUGGCCGGGCAGUCGGACAGAUCCCUCUCUAUAGACUCUGAGACACAAGCAUGUGGUGAGGGCUACGAGUGCACAGUGACAGUCGACGACGAGGACAGCAAAGUCAUAAUUUUCGACAACUGGAAACAGGACCUGUCCACUUUGCAGUGUGACGUGUGUAUCCUGGUCUUCUCAGUGACUGACAGGCGAAGUUUCCACCGCACCGCCCAGCUCCGCCUCCUCCUCAGGGAGUCCCAGCCACACACACCAAUCAUCCUGGUGGGCAACAAGAGCGACCUGGUCCGCUCCCGUGAAAUCAGCUCAGAGGAGGCCCAAUCCAGUGCGAUGAUGUUUGACUGCCUCUACCUGGAGCUCUCGGCCUCCCUGGAUCACGGCACCAAUGAGCUGCUGGAGGCAGCAGUUCGGACUGCACGGGGCGACUGCGUGGGCCCCGGCUGGACCGACGGGGACCCCGGGGCAGGCCGCAGGGAGAGCCUGACCAGCCGGGCAAAACGUUUUUUGUCGGGGCUGGUACCACGCUCUUAUGGCCGAGACCGGGACCGGGGACGCUACCGGGAGAUGAGCCGCCACCGGGGCAGCAAGAUCCUCCGCCAGAAGUCCCGCUCCUGCCACGACCUCAGCGCACUGUGA